Physcomitrium patens is the source of this 4715-nucleotide messenger RNA. RefSeq lists its product as uncharacterized. The record is from RefSeq and is a predicted model, not a curated record. NCBI's taxonomy places the organism in Eukaryota, Viridiplantae, Streptophyta, Bryopsida, Funariales, Funariaceae.
UGUUGUAGUUUUGACGAUCGGGGUUUUGAGAGUGAGGUUCCAGUAAGUGAGAUUCUAGGGUUUGUGGACAGAUCUUCCGGUGUAGAGUGUAGUGCGACAGGGGGAUUAUGGUGCGUACGGAGCUGUUUUCGUCGUUAGAACGAUUUCGUCAUCGCAUGUGUCUUUUUUUCUUGUGUGAAAAAAAUGCCGCGAGGUCAGAGCUUGAAGCUCGGGUGCGGCUUAUUCGCCGCAAAAUCGUGGGUUGAGAAACUGAUCCAGAUCUAUUGCGCUACGUGUUUGAUCAAUGCAGCAACGUUAGGCAACAGUGUAUGAUUCGCUGGGGGUGUAAUGAAAGGUUCUCUGCAUAGGUUCUGUAAUGCUAUACUGAAUUAUGCGUCGAUGAGCUGGGCCGGCAGCUCUCAGUUUCAUGGUUAGUGCAGUAAUAGAUAAACGUUGAUGCUUUUCUUAGCGGGGCAUUUUAUUAUCUUCAGAAGAUCUAGUGAUCUACUCUGGCCGAAUCACUUUUUCUGGACUUGGCUCUCGAAUCACGGAUUCAUGUGUUACCGCGUGAUCGAAUGCAGUGUGUAUCAUUUUCUACAAAAAACGACCAUGAUGGAAAUAUUGCAAGACGCCAGAUUUCAAUGAGAGCUGCGUGCCUUUGCUGAUACUAGAUUUUCAGGGGUCCGCGCUAGAAUGGGCACUCAGGUUUCGAACGUUGAGUAGGUAGGGUAGUCAUGGCAGAGCCUAAAGCAGUAGUCGAUCAGUCGGCCCCGUUCUUAUCCGUCAAAGCGGCGGUGAGUAUGUUCGGUGAAAAAAUUCCAGCGAAGUCUCAAACGCCGCCCCAUUCUCAUGGACCACAUCUCACGCAUACAUCAAGUCUACAAUAUGUUGGCACGUAUCAUGGCCCUAAUCACCAAGCAGAGAAAAUAUAUUCGCUUGAGACUGAAUUGAAUCGUGCCCACUCCGAGAUCAACAACUACAAGCAACAAUUAGCCGCCUAUGAAGCUGCCAAAAACGAUGGUUUCAAGCAGACUACGUCACUUCCCAGCUUGGCAGGGUCGGAUUGGCAGCAUCACCUUGAUGCUGUUUUGGGCCCGCAACCCAAUGCUGCUGUGCCAAGCCAUCAGGUUUCUGUGGAUACUACAGGUCGUGACAUGGAAAUCAACAGAUUACAAAAGGAGCUUGAAAGCGCCAAGAGUCAGUAUCUGAGUCUGUCCGCAGAGCUGGAAAAUGCAAAGGUAGAGAUAAACAGACUACAACAGGGUGAAGCCGCUGCAAACAUGUCUGUUGCAGAGUUUGAAAACGCGAAGCAAGAGAUCAGCAGAUUGCAAACUGCAGCAUGGAGUCAGCACGGAGCUUUUACUGCAGAGUUGGCAAGAACAAAAGAGGAGAUUGUUAGGCUUGAAUCUGAGCUGAGGGUUGCUCAGGCAUCAAGCACAGAGCUAGCACACGCUAAGGAGAUGAACAGUUUAUUACUCGCAGAAAUGGAGGCCUCUGCAACAGAGCUUGCGAAAACCAAAGACGAGUUUCGUAACCUGCGAGGCCAGUACGAAGUUUCAAUAGCAGAGGUUAACCAACUGAAGUCCCAGCAAAACAGCGCAAUCGCUGAGCUAACCGGUUCGAAAGAGGAAAUCAGCAAGUUGCAAGCUGAAUUAACGCAGGCCCGGGGCAUGUCUUCGACGGAACUGAUGACCAAUAGAGAGCUACUUGAGAAGUUACGUACAGAACUAGAAGCUGUGCGGGGGCAGCAUGGGAAUUCCUCUAUGGAGCUUGUAAGCGCUAAGCAAGAAAUCGUGAACCUUCAAGGACAACUACAAACAUCGUCUGCUCAUCUUGGAGGUUACGCAUCCCAGCUCGAAACUGCCAGAGAAGAAAUAGUUAGGUUGCAAAAUGAAGUAUCAUCUCUUCAGCAGCUGCUUGGAAGCACUAACGCGGAACUUACCGUGGCGAGGGAACAACUCACCAAGCUGCAGCUGUCCCAGGAGCCUCGAGAAGUCUCUAGUUUAGAACCUCUGGGUGCAGAGCCUGAGUUGGCAGGAACCAGCGGACAGAUUGAAAAGUUACUAUCUGAGCAUAGUAUUGCAAUGACUGAGCUUGCAAAAGAAAGAGAAGAGAAAAGUAGACUGCGAGAUGAAUUGAUUGCUGCUUCUAGGGAGAUCCAAAAUCUGAGGGAAGAGAUUGGUAGACUGCAGGCUGACCUAAUGGUCUAUCAAUUUGAAGGUCCUUCGUCUGAGCUCUUGAUUACAAGGGAGGAGGUAGAGAGGCUGAGGGUGCAAGUUCAGCAAUUAUCGGAUUCACAUACAAAAUUGGCAGAUAGAGAGGCAGACAAUGUGGAACUUGUUCCUGCAACACUGUUGGAUGAACUUACCAUGGAAUUGAUAACGACAAACGAGCACCUAGAAAAAGCUACGACAGCCCGGAUGAACGCUGAGAAGGAAUUGGUAGCUCUCAGGGAAGAGGCUGAGCAGGCUAGUGGCUUGAGAGCUGACUUAGAGAGACAUCGGGCCGAGCUGAAAGUAGCAACAUUAGCAGAGAGCAAAUUAGCCCAUGUGAUGACAGAGGUUGAGGAGCUUAGAACGCAGGUAGCAUUGAUGCAGGAGAAUGCAGAGAAGGCCUCAAAGAUUGCUGCUGACGCCAAUGAGGAAUUGCUCUCUCUGAAGACAGCCCUUGAAUUGGUCGAAGAAUCUAAACAGGACCUUAGCAAGCUUGUUGAAGGUCUAAGCUCGGAGGUUGAUUCUCUCAAAGCAGAGAUAGUCGUUUUGGAGGAAUCCGAAGGGAAAAUGGAAUCGUCCUAUGUUGCAACUAAAGCCGAGCUGGAGAAAGUGGUUGCUGAGCUGGGAAGUGUAAAAAGAGCCGAAGAGAUGGCGAGUGGAAUGGCCGCCUCAACAGGUGAUGAGUUGGAUGCUCUGAAAGAAGAGCUUCGUGUCACCAAAGAAGGUGAAGCUCGAGCUAAGGCUGCAUUUACAGAAUACAGUCUCAGACUGCAAAGAAUGAGGGCAGAACUUGAAGAUGCUACGAAACUCGCCGAGAAGGCAAAGGCUUUCAAACUGGACUUAGACGAAGCCAAUGCAAAGCUGAAAAAGGUGACGGAGUCAGAAAGAUCUAUGUCAGCUUCCUUGGCUUCUUUGCGCGCUGAAGUUCAAAACGCGCGUGCAGAGAUUGUGCUUGCUAGAGAGGAAGGAGAAGCUGCACUCGCUGAGAAAGAAUCAGAUAUUGAAAUGGAAAUGACUCAGAUGAGAUCUGAAUGGGAGGCGGCCGUAGCAGAAGAGAGAAGGCUCAGAGAAGAACACGCCAGAGUAACUGAUGCUUUGACUAAGGCGACAGAUGAGAAAGAGGCAGCAACCACGAAGCUAAACUCGGUAACAGAGGAAGCAGCAACUGCAAAACAGGAAUUAGAACAAACAAGAGCUAGAAUUGAGACCCUAGAAACCAAACUCCAGGCAGCCCUUCUGGAAGUUGAAGUUGUGAAAGCAAGCGAAGAGAGUGCGCUUUCACAGAUGAAUAUCAGGUCUCAAAAUCCUGAUGCCGAGACAGUGGUCAUGGACACCGAGUCCAAGGCAGAUGUCACAAUAUCUCACGAGGAGUAUCAAUCUUUGAAAAGCAAGGCACAGGACGUUGAAGAGCUGGCGAAAAAACGGGUUGCCUUGGCAAUGGCCCAGGUCGAGGCUGCCAAAGCAAGUGAGAAAGAGAUGCAGAGCAAGUUGGAGAUAUCGAGGAAAGACAUUGACGCUAUCCGUGUCGAGUUGAGAGAAGCGACGAGAAAACGUGAAGAAGCUGAAGCAGCGAAGUUCGCCGUAGAAGGAAUGCUUCGUACUCAAAGGGGACAUGGCAGACACCCAGUGUUUAACGGUGGCCCUCCAAUGGGAAGUCCCAGUAAUGGAAUGGAUCGGCAGGGUUUUAUGGUCAGCCCAGCUUCGGGGAAUUCACAGAAUAGCAGCCCAUUACAUCCCACGGUCACAUUCUCAUUUCCUACUCCUGCAAGCCCCAACCCUCCGGAGAAGCACCCCUCCGAGUCGCUUGCGGAUGUUCUCGCAAUAAAAAUGCCAUCAGAGGAGAAGAAGAGCAAGGCUAGGUUCUCAUCUAAAAUCGGGUCAUACUUCGUCAAGAAGAAAGACUCGGGGUCUAAAAAAAGUCAAGCCGAUUAAGGGAGAGGUGCGUUCCGCACGAUCAUGAAAUUCUUACCCAAGUUUGCAAUGGGCUUUAUCAGCAACGUCGUAACCAGCCACCCCACUUGCAUAGCUAUCCCAGGCCCGAUGACGACUUCUCGCUGAAGGGGACCUCGAAUUAACAAUCUAACGUUCUGGUGGGGUGCCUGAGGAGAAGCGCCAAGUCUGUCACCAAUCUUUCUUCAAGCUUUUGAUGUGUUUUGGACACAAAUCAAACAGCUGUAAAAUAACUGGCCCCGCCUUCAAGGUUCCAACAAAUUUAGGAAGAUCCGUAGUGUUUGUGAAAAGUCAGAAUCUGAUUUUAUGUAGCUGCUUUUCGUGGAAUUUAUUUGUGCAGAUCCUAGUCUCUGGUUUAGAGUUGAGUGCUAACAGAUCUCUAGGUAGAUAUCAGUGCUGCAUGAAAGGUCGAACUUCUAGCGACUUGAGUGAUUCUAGCUUUACUGUUGGCUACCUGUCUGAAGGCUGCAAUGUAUCAUCGAUUUUUUGAUGUCUCACGUAGUUUUCAGGAUGAUAUCUCUGUAUUAAUGAAAUGUUUUUUAAGGUUUUGUGACGUGAACUUUCACUUUUUUC